Agrilus planipennis (emerald ash borer) is the source of this 3087-nucleotide messenger RNA. RefSeq lists its product as uncharacterized. Bases 2258 to 2932 code for a protein of 224 amino acids. The record is from RefSeq and is a predicted model, not a curated record. The transcript is spliced from 6 exons. Lineage: Eukaryota; Metazoa; Arthropoda; Insecta; Coleoptera; Buprestidae.
AAUGCAAAGUUUAGCUCAGGAUAGGAAGGAGUGGAGGUGUGUGUCCAACCAGUCUUAGGACUGACGACUUGAUAAUGAGAACUCGAAAAAUCGUUUCUUAAAUAUUGACUCCGGCCGUGAUAGCCCGAGUUAUAUCAUAAUUUUCUUCGAAAAUUCAACAAAUACCAGGAAACUUAGAAAACUUCAUGGUGACCGAUUUUAUUGAAUUGGUCACAGUAAAAGUAUCGUGCAAUUUUCUUUUCGGAAAUAGCAGAUUUCUUCAACUGGAACUAAAACUGACACUAUCUACUAUUUUCUAUCAGAAAACAAUGGGUACUCUACAAAAAUUAUGCGGUUAUCAACUACCAUUGUGUAAUAAAUUAAAAUAAAUGACGAAAAAAAUUAAAAUUCUUAAUGAACAAUUCCAUUCAAAGAAUUCGUUAUGUAGGAAUGACCUUGUGCCCAUACACGAACCUAUUCUAUAAAAUAAUUUAUUAUGUUACUUUAUCGCACUCUAUAUAUGUAAUAAAUUAAGUAAUUUUCACAUUGACCCAAAACGAAAAAUGGCGUUGAAUAUUGAUUAAAAAAUAGCAGUUUUAUUAAAAAGUACAUUUACAUAUUCAUAAAUUUUUCGUCGAGGAUUUGUCGAACUUUAGAAAUAUUUUCGUCGUUUCGCGUGAAAAGAUCGGUACCAAUACACUUUCGCUUUCUGGAAGUGUAAUUUUUAAGGCUUCAGUGACUGAAUACAAGCACAAGCCGUCAAAUCCAACCAGCGGCAACAUUGACCUGAAAACGUGGUUGGCAAUCAAAAUUAAAGGUGUUUCGCAUGACAUAAUACCACUCUGCAAGUGAAACCCAAAGUUAUCUCAUCAUAAGUUGGAUUUUCCAAAGAAAUUGUAUCAAAAACCAUUCCCAACCGCCUCGACACGAAAAUGAAAUGUUCAUAUCACAAUUUAAUAAAUUCAUUCAACUGUACAGGGCGUUCGUAAAAUAAUGUUUCAAAAAGUACACCAUCUAAAUCUUGGCGAAUUUCUAAGACAUCUUUUCCUUUACGAAUUUUUAAUCAGACGUGUAGUUUUUGAGUUAUUAACGAGUAAAGAUUGAAGCAAUUGGCCAAUCAGAUUGCGACUUCUUAGCUGCAAGUAGAAGAAUACAGACAGCUCCGCCCACAUCCGCUUGCAGAAACCAAUACGUCCAUUGAUUGGCUCAUGACUUUAAUCGUUUAUUACUCCAUAACUAUACGUCGGAUCGAAAAACUGUAAAGGAAUAUUUUCCUUACAAUCCAACAAAGAAUCUAAUAAUCAACGAAUAAAUCCUCUAAAUUCUGUAAAUAUAUAUUCAUACUUUGAAUUGUCUACUAACAACAUGUAUUGUACUGAAUAAGUAGAGAAAUAUCAAGCUCUGUACACAUGAACAUUACAUUUUAUGAAUAAGAUGUCCUUCUCAUUAUCAUACAAAUGGUUUCUUAAAACCCUCCUUGGAGGAAUGAUGCAGAACUCAGAAAUAAUAUAGGACAAGUUUACUCAACCAGUAUUAUUAUCAUGAGGUAAUUCGGAGAAACCCCAGCGCCGGUGAAUAUAAAUUAUAGUAGAAUAAAGCUACAGCACGUACGUGUUAAAAUAAUAUAAUUAAUGUACUUAUUCAUACAGAAGCCUUUACAUUUGAGUAAGGGCACUGUCGGAAAAGACGUUAGAAAACAAUAAUUAACACUUAUUUUAUGCGGUAGGUGUAUUUUGAAUUGUAACCUUACCUAAUGGCUUAAAUUAGAUCGAUUGGGUCAUUUUGAAAUUGUACACCCUUGUAGAAGUUUAAUUGAAUUUCGAAGUAAUUCGUUUAGGGCCGUGUUGCUCCAGCAGCAUCCCAAGGAGCCCUUUAAAAUUCUACGGGCGACCGUCCUAUCGACCUUUUAUUGGCAAAUUAGAAGUAAUUCGGUAAAUUUCAUGUACUAACCAUUCUUUACCGACAUCAUUCUUGUUUCUGCGGACGUUUGAAAUUUACAACCUCCGCCACAAUUCACGUUGAACCAUGCACGUACAUGCAUACAUAGUACAAUAACAAUGACAUUAUCGAUAAAUACCAUAACACAGGCCUACAUACUACAUGUAUGGAGACAGUUUGUUACACCGCGUUUGCUGUUUGGAAAGGUGAAAUUUGGUUCUCGAUGCGAUUUGACCAACCAAUUGGUAGGACUGUUAUAUAACAAUCUUGCAAAGAAACUCGACUGUUAUUGAAAUUCGCUGGCCAGUAGCUAUACGACGACCAUCUUGUGAAGUGAGUUAUGGAUUUACGAAUUUUAUUCAGUGCGAUUUUGAUCUCACAAAUUUGCAACAGUGACGAAGAAUGGAGAUGGAAAAAUAACGAAAGAAGAGCCCAAGCUCGUUAUGACGUCGUAGAAGAAACAGAAGAGAGCCUACAGGGCCCAAGUUUCAGGCCGCCCCCCAACAACUAUUACCCAGUAAGCCAAAGACCGAUUCAACAAGGGUUAGGAGAUUUCGGGAUAAACGUCCAAAGACCUGGACAAGGCCACCCGGGAAUUCUAACGGGUCCGAUACCUUCAUGGGAACGACAACCUCGAUUAGAAAAGUUCGAUCGCUGUAAAUGCGCCGAAUCCUUCAAUUGCAACACCCCAGGGAUUUCCUAUGGUCAGUGUGACACAGGGAAGCAAUACUGUUGCUACAGGAGCAAAAGUAGCAGGGUGAUUGAUGAACCGAUCCCUAGCAGGCCUAUCCAUUCUUUGGCAAAUGGGGUUUUGGUAGGACCUGGAGGCCCUGUUGAUGUUGGGCAUCAUUUGGGCGGGCCUAGUAGACCUGGACUUGGACACUACGGUGGAAAUUAUCAAGGUGGUUAUAAUGACGAAAAUGUAUAUUCCUUAGACAAUGGUGUUCUAAGUGGUCCAGGAGGUCCCACAGAUUUCAAGAGAAGGUCGUUAACAGAAGCUGAUUCAAAAUCCUAAAAGGAUAUUUAAUAUGAUAACAUACCAAAAAACGUUGACUCCAUUUUUGUAAAUACGUAAUGUCAUUAUUAAUUCAAUUUUAUUUAUGUGAUUUAUUUAUUCAAUGAUGAUUGUUAUAAAUAUUCAGACGAAUGCAUUAAAUAAGCAGGCAGUUU